Messenger RNA from Anolis sagrei ordinatus, 766 nucleotides. The record is from RefSeq and is a predicted model, not a curated record. Lineage: Eukaryota; Metazoa; Chordata; Lepidosauria; Squamata; Anolidae.
ACAUUUGACCCCUGCAAGCAGCUGUGGUGUAGUCACCCAGACAAUCCUUACUUCUGUAAAACAAAGAAAGGACCACCCUUGGAUGGAACAGAGUGUGCUUCAGGCAAGGUUUCGUGACUUCACAGCCGUCACUGUCCGCCUGACCAAUGAGAGCGGGAGAAACAGAUUCCGAACCCAAUUGUAAAGCCGGGUGCUUCUGUGGCUGUAGAACUGCUCUCCUCACUAACACUGGACAGUUAUGAAGAGGCAGGUGUUCAGACCAGCCUAUGGAGGCCGUCAUUGCCCAGGUGCAACCUAUGAAUAUCAGGUUUGCAAUACAGAAGAUUGCCGGGGUCCCUAUGAGGAUUUUCGGGCCCAGCAAUGUUCCAAGCGAAAUUCCUAUUACACCCACCAAAGCUCGAAGCACACUUGGCUUCCUUAUGAACACCACGAUGAUGCCCAGAAAUGCGAGCUGAUUUGCCAGUCUGAGGAGACUGGAGAUGUGGUAUUUAUGAAUCAAGUCGUUCACGAUGGCACCAGGUGCAGCUAUAGAGACCCAUACAGUGUUUGUGUGAGGGGGGAGUGUGUGGUAUGUAAACGAACCUUUAGGUUCAUCCAUUUUUAAUUUUUUUCGAAGCAGAAAGGAGAUGUCUUUCAAGAUGCUGAUAGAACCUAAUUGACUGUUGUAGCCUUUACUUUUUUAAAAUUGACGCUCUGAGAUGUGCUGGAGCUCAUAAGCGCUGGUGCAGAUAUCUGAAUGUGCACACAAGCAGAUUUCUUGUCAUUA